Lindgomyces ingoldianus is the source of this 948-nucleotide messenger RNA. RefSeq names its product PLC-like phosphodiesterase. The transcript has 2 exons. Gene Ontology annotation, molecular function: phosphoric diester hydrolase activity. Lineage: Eukaryota; Fungi; Ascomycota; Dothideomycetes; Pleosporales; Lindgomycetaceae. Bases 1 to 948 code for a protein of 315 amino acids. Gene Ontology annotation, biological process: lipid metabolic process. The record is from RefSeq and is a predicted model, not a curated record.
AUGGGAAUCUUCUGGAGAUGCCUGCGCACCCAAGUGAAAAGUAGCGUCGAAAACCUUGAUCCAGCUGAUUGGAUGCGCGACAUCCGGCAGCAGCGCCCUGGAACCCACAAACUCUCCAGUCUCACAAUACCCGGCACCCACAACAGUUUUGCGAGGGUUGGAUACGUUGAGGCCUCCCCUGUAUACCCUGAUUUCGUACGGGAGUUCGCUGAGUGCCAGACGUAUGGGAUCAGGGAACAACUACUCAUGGGUGUACGCUAUAUUGACCUUCGAACGUCCGGUACUGAUCUGCAUCUACGACAUGGCCGUAUUGGGCUUAAGGGAUACCUUCGAGAGGCCCUCGACGUUAUCGCAGAGUUUCUACAGCAGCAUUCUGACGAAACUGUGCUCGUUCAGGCGAAGCGAGACAUGGAGUCUUUAACGGGAGAUCGUCAUGGCGAAACUCCGGAAACCAGAAGGGCAGUCGAGGACGCUUUCAGUAGCUACUCAUGCAGCUAUACGGAAACUAGGGAGCCUUCUCUUGACGAAUGCCGAGGAAAGAUGGUUCUCCUGUCUACCGAUCACGCUACGAAAGGCAUAAACCUCUCUCCAAGCCGCGAUGGAUCGCCGAAUAUCAAUUGGGAUUAUGCAAACGAAGAGAAACAUUGGGAAGAUGUGGCGCGACGCCUGGAAUGGAACGCUAACAACGGCUCUACCGAUGAUGGCUGUUGGUAUCAUUGUGGCUGCAAUAGUUACUGGUUUCCUCCAGGUAAUGUCAUCUCCAAUUUGGUAGCUAUCAAAAAUCAUAACUAUCGGACUCCAAGGGACCAUUCUAAGUAUUUGAGUUGGCGUAUGAGCGAGCUCAUCAAGAAUAAGUACUGGGACAAGCGGUAUCGUCUUGGGGUUGUAGAACUGGAUUUUGCCUAUCCCACCCUCGUGAAGCAAUUGCUUUUAACGAAUUUUAACUAG